Molecule: messenger RNA, 635 nt
Organism: Aspergillus japonicus CBS 114.51
Lineage: Eukaryota; Fungi; Ascomycota; Eurotiomycetes; Eurotiales; Aspergillaceae
Product: NADH:ubiquinone oxidoreductase 6.6kD subunit
Exons: 4
Coding region: 302-526 (74 amino acids)
Cellular component (GO): mitochondrion
Source: RefSeq, a predicted model, not a curated record
AAAAUGAGGAGGGCGUGAACUGUGCAGUAUCUCACUAGUAAAUAACCCCUGCAGCCUGUGCAUCAUUAUCUCGCUGACUCAGCGAUACACAGCACAACCUGCAGCACAGUUACGAAGCAUAAUCCGCAGCACAAUUACUAAGCAUCAGCACAUGCUAUAUGCUAUGCAGAUCACCUGACCGCAACGUCGUUCCCUCACCCGCGACAUCACCGUCAGUGGAGCGACAGCGACAGCGACAGCUGCAAGCACAAGCCGUGAGCCUUUCCCUGCCCAUUCGCAUUCGCAUCCACAUCCGCCCACCAUGGCCGGUCCCAGCAAGUCUUUGAUCCUCGACCCGGCCCUCCAGAAAUACUACGACCUCACCGCCAACCGGUACAAGUACUUCCGGUGGACGCCGCGCCAUGCCUGGUUCUCUUUCCUGUACAUGGCUCUGAUCCCGGGAGCGUUGGGCUAUGUGGCUUAUAACACCGAUGGCAAAUACGAUCUGCGCGGCAAGCGGAAGGGAGAUACCAUUGUGGAGUGGUAGAGGGGGCUGAUUUGACGAGUUUGAUGGAAUGGGGUGAUAGCAGGACAGAAGGAUGGGGGUUGUAUCUAUGAUACCGCGGUGCAAUUGAUUUCGUUUCGUUUUUAUCGGG